Molecule: messenger RNA, 567 nt
Organism: Cetraspora pellucida
Lineage: Eukaryota; Fungi; Glomeromycota; Glomeromycetes; Diversisporales; Gigasporaceae
Source: the annotation of a GenBank genome assembly
AUGUAUAGUAAUGGUAUUUCUAUUAACAAAAACCAGAUUGAUAAUGAAAUUAAAGUCAAACUCACAGAACAAACUAAUUUGAUGCAAAUAAAUAAGAAAAUAAUUGAUCAAUAUGAAGGAGAAUGUCGAUACUAUGCAUUAUGUUUAAUAGUAAAUUCUGAAAAGGAAAUUUGGAUGAGUUAUAGAAAUAAUCCUAGUAAAGAUUAUUAUACGUAUUAUCAAGUAGCAGAAGGUGGUUUAGAACCAUAUGAAUCAUUCAUUGAUUAUCGUAAAAUCAUGUUUAAAACUGUGAUCUAUUUAACUAUUACUGAUAAAAUUCUACAACUAACAGAAUCUGACAAGAAUUCUGCAUGGGAGGCAUAUACUAUCAAUGAGUUUAAAAAUCUCAAAGUUACUGAUUCUUUGAGACUCAAAGAAUCAGUAAUAAUUGAGGCUAUCAAUUCAAAAUUCAGAAAUCGUAAAAAACAUAAGAGUGAGAUUAAUCAUGAAUCUCAAAAACAAGUUAAAAUAGAUCCUGAGAAACUCAAUGAACCUGAAUCUACUACAUCAUCACUAUCUCCAUCUUAA